GGCUUGCCAAAAACCCUCCAGCAUUUCUCGUCGGAAAAUGCAUUCCCACGAAGAUCCGAUCACUCCGCGAACCCGACCCAUUAAGCGCCACCACAGCGCCCGCUACUACGCCCACCGGGUCCACGAAAGCCUCACCACCCGACUAUCCAAGUGGGUAUGCACCAUCUUCCUAGGCCUUCUUCUCUUGCUAGGCAUCAUCACAUUCAUCCUGUGGCUGAGCUUGCGCCCGCACCGCCCCAGAUUCCACAUCCACGAGUUUUCGGUUCCCGGUCUGGGUCAGCAAAAUGGGUUCGAGAACGCCGAGAUCACGUUCAACGUGACAGCCCGGAACGCGAACCAAGAUAUCGGGGUUUACUACGACGCCAUGGACGGGUCGGUUUACUACAAGGACCAAGGGGUCGGGUCGACGCCGUUGCUUUUUCCGUUCUAUCAGGAGUCGAAGAACACGACGGUGGUGACCGGAGAGUUGAGCGGGGCGACGUUGAACGUGAACAGUCAACGGUGGACUGAGUUUCAGAGCGAUCGGGCAAAAGGGACCGUGGUGUUUCGGCUUGAGAUAUCGUCGACCAUCCGAUUUCGGAUAUCCAGGUGGACCACCCGGCGCCAUCGGAUGCAUGCUAAUUGUGACGCGGCGGUGGGCCCCAACGGGCUCAUCUUGGCUACUUCGAAGGACAAAAGAUGCCCCCUCUAUUUUACUUGAUAUUAAUUUUGUGCUGCUUGGUUUUGCUUAUUGGCUAAUCCCUUUUAAAUUUUGAAUUUAUAUAAAUUUUUUAUAAAAUUUGAUAUAAUUUUAUUUAAAUUUAUAUAAAUUCAAAUUCUAAAUUCAUGAACCCAAUCAUAGUGACUGGAAUUUGUUUUGUGAGAUGGCAAAUUUAGUUACGCCAUCUAAUAAGAUUAUUUGUCCAAAAUAAUUAGUCCUUGAUAAUUUUUAAGUUUGACUGUUUCCAUUGUUUAUAAUUUAAUUUCUUCACUUGUUGUACGAUUUUAAUUUCUUGAUUGAUUGAAUAUAAUUUAAUUUUUUAAAUUUAA
Molecule: messenger RNA, 1029 nt
Organism: Malania oleifera
Lineage: Eukaryota; Viridiplantae; Streptophyta; Magnoliopsida; Santalales; Ximeniaceae
Product: NDR1/HIN1-like protein 26
Exons: 1
Coding region: 38-700 (220 amino acids)
Biological process (GO): defense response to other organism
Source: RefSeq, a predicted model, not a curated record